CACGGCGAAGACGCACUAGCUACACCACCUCUGGAUCACCCAGAUCGAGCAGUAGACAUAUACUGGAACUACUCCGUUGGCUAAAGAUUUGAGCGGAUAGGAGACCUUGGAGACCUUCAAAAAGCCAUCAAGCACGCCGAAGACGCACUAGCUGGUACUCCUCCAGAUCACCCCCACCGUGUGAUCAUGUGUACUAGCUUGGCUACAUCUUCACAAUCAAGAUUCUUACAGCUAAAGUCCCCCGAGGACUUCAAAAAAUGCCUUAGCCUAUACCAUGAGGCAUUCCAAUGCUGCACUUCACCGCCCAGGAGGCGCAUUCGGGCGGCUCGCCGCGCAGCUACUUUACUCUAUUCAGCUAGAAUGUUUCCCGAAUCAAGUUCCAUACUCGAGGAUGCAGUUAACUUGAUGCCAUACGUUGAUCUCCGAUUCCUAACGCGUGAUGACCAACAGCACAUACUCUCUCAAAUUUCCGGUCUUGCGUCCCAUGCCUCUUCCAUGGCUCUUCAGGCUGGGAGAGAAGCCUACCAUGGUCUUAAGUUGCUAGAGCUUGGACGUGGAAUUAUAAUGGGCUUUUCAAUCGACGCAAGAUCUGAAGCUUCCGAUCUUAAAACCGACCACCCGCUCGUGUUCGACCAAUUUAACAGUCUCCGGGUUGAGAUUGACUCAGAACUAGAUGGUACCAAUUGUGCAAGUGAUGAAACGCCUGAACUAUGCCAAACACGUGCGAUAUCCAGGCGCUAUGAGGCUGUUAAUGAGAUGGAGCAAAUUCUAAAACACAUCCGCAGUUUACCCGGCUACGACGGAUUCCUGCUCCCCCCUCCUCGCGACGCGCUAAUGAAAAUGGCAACAAAUGGUCCUAUCGUUGUCUUUAAUAGCACAUUUUAUAGGAGCGAUGCCAUAAUUGUCACCACCUCCGCUAUAACUUCAUUAGAACUUACGGAAUUGAGCUAUGCCGACACAGUAAGCCGCAUGAACCAAUUGGCUAGUUUUGGAGGUGGAUCCUUUCUUAAGCGGCGUCAGGAUACCAAAGGGAUGAUAGACCUCCUCCGUUGGUUAUGGAAAGCAGCAGUAGGGCCUGUUUUUGCCUACCUCGAAGGCAGUGGGGCCAUGAUCAGAGAUGCUGUUCAUGAAAACAAUUUGAAGCGGAUUUGGUGGAUUGGGGUUGGUCAAUUAAGUAUGGCACCUUUCCAUGCGGCCGGGGACCAUUCACCAGGAUCGACCCGUAACACAAUAAGUCGAGCCAUCUCAACAUAUAUCCCAACAAUCAAAGCCCUCUCCUAUGCACGCCAAAAG
Tuber aestivum (summer truffle) is the source of this 1293-nucleotide messenger RNA. NCBI's taxonomy places the organism in Eukaryota, Fungi, Ascomycota, Pezizomycetes, Pezizales, Tuberaceae. The record is from the annotation of a GenBank genome assembly.